UCUUUGUUUGAUGGUUCCAAAGCUUCACGUUACGGUCUAAUCCCAUCCCCUCCGCUUCAUCUUUUCGCCCUGUCUGGCCGAGAUUGUGAUCCGGCAUCAUGAUCGUCAAACUUUCCUCCCCCUACAGCUUCCUGGAUGACUACAGCGAGGGCGCGCACCCGCGCCUGCUGGAGGCGCUCCUCCGGACCAACAUGCCCCAGCAGACCGGCUACGGCACGGACGACUACAGCCACGAGGCGCGCCAGCUCCUGCACGCGCAGCUGCACACCACCGCCGACGAGGUCGCCAUCCACUUCGUGCCCAGCGGCACGUCGGCCAACCUGAUCUCGAUCGCCAGCUGCCUGCGGCCGUACGAGGCGGUCGUCGCCGUCGACUCCGGCCACAUCAGCUGCAAGGAGGCCGGCGCCAUCGAGGCCACGGGCCACAAGAUCAUCGGCGUGCCGCACUGCCGCGGCAAGCUGCUGCCCGACCGGCUCGAGCGCGAGCUCGACCGCAACCAGUUCUUCCCGCACAUGGCCAAGCCCCGCCUCGUCUACAUCUCCCAGUCCACCGAGCUGGGCACCGUCUACACCCGCGCCGAGCUGCAGGCGCUGUCCGCCGUGUGCCGCCGCCGCGGGCUGCUGCUGCUCGUCGACGGCGCGCGGCUGGGCGUCGCGCUGGCCACGACGACCGUCCCGGAGGUCCCCUCGUUGCGGGACAUGGUCGACCUGGCGGAUAUCUUCUGGGUGGGCGGGACCAAGAUGGGCGCGUUGCUGGGCGAGGCGGUCGUCGUGCGCCGCGCGAUCGCCGAGGGCUUCGAGUUCCACAUCAAGCAGCACGGCGCGCUGCUGGCCAAGUCCCGCGUCAUCGGCGUGCAGUUCGCCGAGCUGUUCCGCGACCCCGACACCCCCUUGUUCUUCGAGCUGGCGCGCCACGCCAACGAGAUGGCCCGCCGGCUGGCCGACAACUUCGUGCAGAUGGGCUUCGCGCUCGCCGCCGAGACGGAGACGAAUCAGGUGUUCGUGCAUAUUCCGGAUGACAUCCUGCCGCUGCUGGAGGAGCGCAUCCGGUUCUACGAGUGGGAGAAGGUCGACGGCCACACCGUGGUGCGGAUCGUGACCUCGUGGGCGACGGACGAGACGCAGGUCGAGAAGCUGAAUCAGUGGGUGCGGCAGGUGCGGCGGGUGCGGGCUUGA
This is a messenger RNA of Aspergillus japonicus CBS 114.51, 1175 nucleotides long. Its product is annotated as threonine aldolase family protein. The record is from RefSeq and is a predicted model, not a curated record. The transcript has a single exon. Gene Ontology annotation, biological process: L-threonine catabolic process; glycine biosynthetic process. NCBI's taxonomy places the organism in Eukaryota, Fungi, Ascomycota, Eurotiomycetes, Eurotiales, Aspergillaceae. Gene Ontology annotation, molecular function: L-allo-threonine aldolase activity. Bases 99 to 1175 code for a protein of 358 amino acids. Gene Ontology annotation, cellular component: cytosol.